Blastocystis hominis is the source of this 870-nucleotide messenger RNA. RefSeq lists its product as hypothetical. The transcript has 2 exons. Gene Ontology annotation, biological process: response to salt stress; response to hydrogen peroxide; protein complex oligomerization. The record is from RefSeq and is a predicted model, not a curated record. The coding region runs from base 1 to 870 and encodes 289 amino acids. NCBI's taxonomy places the organism in Eukaryota, Bigyra, Opalinata, Blastocystidae.
AUGCUCCACAAUACCACUCGAAAUCUGUGCGAAUCCCAAAUAUUGGAACUACAAAACUCGGAAGAGACGAAUUCUCUUAGAACACUUCUCUGGAGUUCGAUUUCCUUCCAUCACUUAAUGUUUUCAUCCUGUGAACAACGACUCUGUCCGUAUCAAACAGUCUAUAAUAACUCGGACAGUCGUGUAUAUAGCAACCAAUGUCCUCGAGAGUUCUUUUCUGCUUUUCCACAUCCGUUACCCGCCCAUGCUGGAUUUCGUUAUUUUCACUCAAAUGAUAACAGACGGGUAGCGAGUGGCGAAGCUCCCCCCAAUUUUGUCGGUUUUCCGCCUCCCUAUCUGUAUAUUGCUCCAACAGAGGCACCCGCCGAAUCAAGAAAAAGGGUAGAAGCAGCAGAGCCUGCUCCCUUGGAAAUGAUCAAGCGCAUUCAAAAGGACUGCAGUACUGGUCAUCAGUGUCAGUCGGGAACCGAUCAAAACCCUUUUGAAGUCGAAGAAGAUGCCGCUUCAUCCACAAUUGACUGGUCAAAGAGGAGAAUUUGGCCCGUGAUGGGGUUUGGGAAACUGGAUAUACGAGAUAAUGAAGAAAAGUAUAUUAUUAGUCUUGACAUUCCUGGGGUUACGAAGGAGUGCAUUGACGUCUCUUUAAGGCCAACGUGUAUCGUUGUGGAGUGUGUGCGGAAGCCUAUCCCCAUGACUGCGGGGAAAUACCAUUAUUGCGAGCGUCCUACUGGGAAGUUGGUACGAAGAAUUCAGUUGCCCUCCCAAGCCAACCCCGACGCGAUCUCAUGCAUUUAUAAAGAUGGUGUGCUAACCCUAACCGUUCAGAAGAUAAAAAAUGACUCGAAUGUAAUGAAAAUACCUGUGGAUUGA